AAUCCGCCCUCCCGAUCUCGUGUGGCGUUGCAUAGGGCAGCCCGAAGUCGGGGCGAACGACCUGAAAACGAUCAUACUGGGAGUUCUGGUGUGGUGGGUCGUUUUGCCCUGACGCGGAACCGCUCGGUCGCCGGGCUCACUUUCUGCAAUCAGCUGUGCUGUGUUCGCCGGUUGGCUGAGGCGGGGGCAUUAGCUGAUUGCGGAGGCGGGGUUGGGCAGUAUUUAGGCUGCGCGGUUUCUGCAUUCGGGCUCUCUGUCCUGGGUUAGCAACAGGAGUUCGCUGGGCUGCUGCGUGUGUGUGUUGCUACUUACCUCUGCUCAUAUUCCAGACCCCUGAACAGGCGGCUGCCUGCGUCCCGACUACCUUCUUCCUUCCUGGAGCGUAUGUUGGGAAGUAUCCGGAAGUCUAAUUCUGAGUGCUGAAGUACGCUGCAGCUAGUGUGAGAAGGAGCCAACUGCAGACACAGCGCCACCACCACUAACGUGGCCGUCUAGAGAACGGCAGCUACUCUCCUUUGGAGCACUACUUAAUUAUUGUGUGGGACUGGUUUAUUUACUCUUUUUAUUUUUAACCCGGUUUUACCAUAGUUGGUACUACCGGGGGUUGUUGUGUUUGUUUUGCAAUACCUGGUACUCUGCCUGGGUACCGACUGUGGUUUUGGCCCUGCUGUUUUUUUUAAUAAACUUCUACUCAGUUGCUAGUUGGCACUGAGGUUUGCCCACAAGUCUCCUGUGUGUGUGACGUCCUUUCUGGUCCUCCCAAAGACAACUCCCACUACCCUCUAACACGUGGUGUCAGAAGUGGGAUGUCUCUGGACCAGCACACCCUGCAGGUCCUCUUACAGGACCAAGAGCGACACCGGGACGGUGUGGAGCGGCGACGAGAGGAGCGAGAUGCGCAGCGGGAUGUCGAGAGGACGGCCCACAUGUUGGAGAUCACAGAGAAGAUGGCGGCGAUGUGCCAAGCGGUGCAGUCUCUGGUACUAGCGCGGACUCAGGCGCCCGCGGCAGCACCACCAACAGGGCAGCCGCCGCCUAAGAUCCGGCUUCAAAAGAUGACGUCGGAGGACGACCCAGAAGCGUUCCUCACGACGUUCGAACGGGUCGCCGAAGCAUCCUCCUGGCCGGUCGAGUGUUGGGCGGCGCAGCUUGCCCCAUGUCUGUCGGGAGAAGCACAGGCAGCCUACCGGGCCCUAAGCAAUGAAGCCGCCAGGGAUUAUCAGCAAGUGAAGGUGGCCAUAUUACAACGGCUGAAUAUCACCCCUGAGUCUCACUGCCGUAAAUUUCGACACUAUGUCCGGCCGAAGGGAGCCCGCCCACGCAUCGUCGCUCAACAGCUCUGGGACCACCUUACUCGCUGGCUGCAACCAGGGGAUCGUACCAAACAACAGUUGAUGGAGUCGGUGGCUGUCGACCAGUUCUUGUCUGUGCUAGAUCCAGGGACCCGGGACUGGGUGGCCAGGAACACCCCAAACACCAUGGAGCGAGCAGUGGAACUGGCGGAGGCGUAUGAAGAUGCAGCCCUUCGACAGGACCCCAGCCCAGCUCCCGUGAAACCGAAGGCCCCGACUCCAGCCCCUCGUUUCCCACCGAAGCCGGUGGCUUCCAUCGACCCAUCGGGCGCCUCACCUCCAAAGUGGAGAAUGAGGUUAGCCCCCAGCUGGGCCAGAUCCACUCCCUGGAACCCACCAAGUGGUGGGGUAGGGAACAAGCAGCCGGCGUCGGUAGCGCCACCCCCUCUCAUCUGCUUCCGGUGUCACGAGGCUGGACAUAUUGCCAGGAUGUGUCCCGCUGCCAUGGAAUGUGAUGUGGCCUCUCGCUAUCCAGCUGCACCGGAGGACCCCUGAACAGGCGGCUGCCUGCGUCCCGACUACCUUCUUCCUUCCUGGAGCGUAUGUUGGGAAGUAUCCGGAAGUCUAAUUCUGAGUGCUGAAGUACGCUGCAGCUAGUGUGAGAAGGAGCCAACUGCAGACACAGCGCCACCACCACUAACGUGGCCGUCUAGAGAACGGCAGCUACUCUCCUUUGGAGCACUACUUAAUUAUUGUGUGGG
This is a messenger RNA of Acipenser ruthenus (sterlet), 2053 nucleotides long. RefSeq lists its product as uncharacterized. Gene Ontology annotation, molecular function: zinc ion binding; nucleic acid binding. The record is from RefSeq and is a predicted model, not a curated record. Lineage: Eukaryota; Metazoa; Chordata; Actinopteri; Acipenseriformes; Acipenseridae. Bases 807 to 1847 code for a protein of 346 amino acids. The transcript is spliced from 2 exons.